AUGGCUGAUCCAUUGGACAAUAUAAUUGUCUUUCAUUGUAUGCGUAAAUCACUUUUGGAUGAGAUUAACAACAAUGACUACAAAGACUUUGAUGAUGAUAGUGAUAGUGAAGAUAAUUCACAAAACAAUGAUUCAGUAGACAAAUGGUUGUAUCCAUUGGCAGACAUUUAUGAAGAAGAAGAAGAAGAAGAAGAAGAAGAGUCAACAGUUAACCAAAUACUUAUCGAUGAUGUGUUGAUAAACAUCUUAAAUAUGUUGAAUCCGAAAGAGUUGUUUCAAUUGCAAAGAGUUAGCAAACAGUUUCAGUAUUGUUGUCAACAAAGUCUGAAAAAAGUAAAAGUAUUGCGAAUCAGAUCACAACUGAUGACUGACAACGACAACGACGAUGACGACGAAUGUUAUACAACUGACACUUUGAUUAUCACUGGACUGAAGAUAUAUUAUAUGGAUAUUGAAUGUCUGUCCGACAAACUGCCAAACAUUGAAGUACUGGUCGUUAGUCCCGAAUUGAGUCUCGACUCGUUGUUAAUCAUUAGCCAAAAGUGUCCGCUAAUUGAUUCGCUAUGUUUUGGUCCGAAAUUUGCUGAAACAUUGACUGACGACAAACUGAUGGCAAUUCUCGACAUCUAUGGCGACCAACUCAAUCGUUUGCGUGUCUAUUGUCCACAAAUUGGCAAUUCUGAUGAUUAUAAUAGUAUGGAACAGUCGGUUAUGGACACACUGUUUGAAUUAACGUUUGAAGUGUUUGAGUCGCGGGACAAUCCGUACACGAAACCGGAUAACUUUCUCGACAACGAUAUGAGCGGCAGUUUUGCCUGUUUUGGUCUAAAAGAUGGUUUUCCGCCGACCGGCGAUUUCCAGACAAUUUUCUUGACAACAGUGGCCACAAAAGAGAUUGAAAGACGAUUCAAGCGCUACUCUGCCGGCCAAUGGUUUUGUGUGUUUGGUCGCGAAGAGACCGAUGGCGUCGCUGCCGAUCAUCCAGUGGUCAAGUCGUCGAUAGAGUUCAUUCAGUGCCGAUUCGGUGAUCUCAUACAGUAUUGGAAACAUCAUUAAACAACACUUAAAAUUGAUUAUCAAAAAAC
This is a messenger RNA of Oppia nitens, 1085 nucleotides long. RefSeq lists its product as uncharacterized. The record is from RefSeq and is a predicted model, not a curated record. Bases 1 to 1056 code for a protein of 351 amino acids. Lineage: Eukaryota; Metazoa; Arthropoda; Arachnida; Sarcoptiformes; Oppiidae. The transcript has 2 exons. Gene Ontology annotation, molecular function: protein binding.